AUGGCGUACUCCACUGUGCAGAGGGUGGCCCUGGCCUCGGGGCUCGUCCUGGCUGUGUCGCUGCUGCUGCCCAAAGCCUUCCUAUCCCGCGGAAAGCGGCAGGAGCCGCCGCCGGUGCCGGAAGGAAAGUUGGGUCGAUUUCCCCCUAUGAUGCAUCAUCACCAGCCACCCACAGAUGGCCAGACCCCUGGUGUUCGUUUCCAGAGGUCUCACCUUGCAGAGGCAUUUGCAAAGGCCAAAGGAUCAGGUGGAGGCACUGGAGGAGGAGGAAGCGGAAGAGGCCUGAUGGGACAGAUUAUUCCAAUCUAUGGUUUUGGGAUUUUUUUAUACAUACUGUAUAUUCUAUUUAAGCUUUCAAAGGGGAAAUCUACUGCAGAGGAUCGGAAAUGCUCUACUGCCGCAGCUGGAAACACCCACAGGACAAUUACCAAUUUUGAGCUUGUUCACCUGCAAGAAAAACUGAAGGAGACAGAGGAAGCCAUGGAAAAACUAAUCAACAGAGUGGGACCUAAUGGUGAAAGAGCACAGACUGUGACUUCUGACCAAGAAAAACGGUUGCUGCAUCAGCUCCGAGAAAUCACCAGGGUCAUAAAAGAAGGAAAAUUCACUGACAGACCCACUCCAGAGAAAGAAGCUGAAGAGGCCCCUUACAUGGAAGACUGGGAAGGUUACCCUGAAGAGACUUACCCAAUUUAUGACCUUUCAGAUUGCAUCAAGCAUAGGCAAGAAACAAUCCUGGUGGAUUACCCAGACCCCAAAGAGCCCUCUGCUGAAGAACUAGCUGAAAGAAUCGGAGUGCUAGAAGGUGAAGAAUCAGACCAUUUGGGCUGGGAAAUGCCCACUGACCCCAGAGCCCAGGAAGAGAAUUCUGUUACCUCAUGUGACCCAAAGCCACAAACCUGCUCCUGCUGCUUUCAUGAAGAAGAGGAUCCUGCGGUCUUGGCAGAGAAUGCUGGAUUCAGUGCGGACACUUACACUGAGCAAGAGGAAACCACCAAAGAAGUCUGGCCUCAAGACUUCAGAGAUGGCGGCUUGGGCAUCAGCCCUGAUAAAGUGCAUACAGGUGGCACGCUGAGGAAGCGGAACCCCCAGAGUUUUGAGUUGAAAACAGCUGAUUUGGGGAAGUAUCCAUUACUCUAGUGCCAAGGUGACCUUUCUAUCCUGUCUCAGUUUUCAUCCUUGGCCCUGUGCCCUAAACUUCAUUCUGUAUUUAAAUAUCCUAGCUAAUCAGGCCACUACCAUGGAUAUCAUGUAUCCUUCCUGGUGCUCACACACCUGUCACCUUGUAAAACACCACAGCAAUUAGUAGAAACACAGUACAGCUUCACUCUUUCCCACCAUGCCUCUCCACCAGAGAGCUGAUCCACUGAGUAAUUAUGUUUGAUCUGUUGUGCACUCAGGGGCAGAGGUCUGACUCUUCGAGCUGGGAGUACCAGAUGGUGUACCUAUGAACAGACAUCAGUUUACACAUGAUGAGGACCUAAGGCUGCAGAAGUGAGGAUUAGAGAGUCCAGGAUGCCUUACUCUGUGGGCCUUGAGCAGGUUCGUGGUCCUCUGGGUUUAAGAAGAGAACAUUUUCUUAGAGGGUAUGAUGGGGCCAGAGCAGGGGAAGACUGCUGUGCGAACUGAAGCCCCUUCCUCACAGUGGGGGCCUUUUUAGGAGCACUGUUGCUGCCUCAGAUGCCUGCUUUUCCCCAGAGUAGCAGAAGGCUCCCAGCGCCCUGUGAAUGAGUGCAGCGAUCAGCUGAGGGACUGUUACUCUGCUGCUGCUGGGUCUCUCACUUCCUUUAUCCCUGUUCUGUUUCACAGAACUGCCAGCCCAGAAGCAUCUUUGUACCUCUGGCCUUCAGUGGCCAGAGGAAGCUUUAAAUAGAGACUUUAAUCUCUGUCCUGCAGAGCCAAGGUUGGAGGCUGGUGAGGCUACACAAAAACCUGCAUAAGGGCGGUGGUCCUCCUCGAGAUGCCCAGGCUGGAGAGCCGAGGGUAGGGAGCGAACCCAUGUACUUAAGGACAGUCCCUGUCUAGAAGCUAUUUCUAAAUGUUGUGCCCUCUGGGAAAUUUGUUCUUACCGAGGACUGAACUUAUAGACAAAGUGCCAACCUGAAAGGAAAGUUGCAGUGUGUGUCUGCUGCAGAGAACGUAUAGCAGUGCCCAGGGGAAGAGACUAUUCUAUAUUCAGGUAUCUGGGUCUUUUGAGAAAGCUGGGAAAAGGAGGAGGUAGGUCAAGACUAGGAGGAUUUUGACGAAACUAAAGACCUAAUCUCUAAGGUGCACUUGUCACAUGUCUUGAGGUAAGAUGGCCCCCAUGUAUCCUGUCUAGUAAGGAUGAGUAAAUUCAGUUUAGAUGUAGGACCUGAGAGUUUAAAGAGGACACAUUCCCGAGAACAUUCCUUGGCAUGGAAUGUGGAAGACUUGAAAACUAAGAAAUGAUGUAAAGGUUGAAAGGGCUUUUGGAGUUCCAUUGUUCCUGGCCAACUAAAAUGCCAGAAAAAAAUAGUUGAAAUCAAACAUAUAAGCAUAUAGACUGCUAUCAGAAAGUUAUGGGAUAUUUAGAUAAUAUGUCAGCUACUACUAAGCAUUUCUUAUUAAUGAAAUUAACAUUUCUUGUUACAGAGAAGUCAUUGAAGAUUGAGUCUGUAGGAAAGUAUACUGCAUCCAUCUGUGUGUGGAACCUUUGAUUCACUUUCAAGAGUGUAGUUUAAAAUGUACGAGAAGUGGUCUAGAUGUAAUGCUCACGGUAAACAAAAGAACGUACGUGCUCUCUACUGUUUCGAUAAAUCAUUUUCCCCGUUCUUUCCCCUUUUUCACCAUGAGCAGUUGAUUUAUAAAGAGUCCUGGGUCCCUGGUUCCUUCUUUUCUGCCUCCGUAUAUAUGGUUCCCUUAUUAGAGAUGCUUGUUUCUUUCCAGCUUAUUCAUUCAUUUAUUCAUUUAGCAGACACUGCCCAGAGCUGGGGAGUAGGAACAGAGCCUUAGUUCCUACCUUUAAGAAACAAAGUUUAGAAUGGGAACCUUGCCCAGUUUUUUAAAAUGAAUGAUUAACAAUAAAAGGGUUCAAGAUUAUGAAUUCUGUAGGCAGAGAAAUACUGGUCAUGAUUCCAUCCCUGCCUAUUCUGAGUCUUGGCUUUCUCCUGACACAGGGGAGUCGAAGUCCAGCUCUCCCAGGGUGAGUAGGAGAAUUAUAUGUGAAUCAUCAGUGCAUUUAAAACCACACUGGCCCUCCCAUCUUCUCCAUGCUAACCACUCACUAGGUGGUAGCUAACUUACUUUUAUUGUAUAAGGUUUUAUGCUGUAAUUGAGACAUGGAUCCAAAUCUGCAGAAACACAGAGAUCAUUUUUGCCAAAGUACUUCCAAGAAGCUUUACUGCAGAGCUGGAUCUUCGGGCAUGCUAAGACUUCUCCAGCGGCCAACAAAGAGAACGGUCAUUCUUGGCAGAGUGGUGUUGGACAAAACAGUGACAAGUGCAGAAGUAUGUGCAUGUUCAGGCAUUUUUAUGAGGCUGGUAUGUAAGUUGUCGUGUAACCAACUCUAUAUUUUGAAUAUUAAUCUUUGGGGGAAAUUGGCUUAUGAAACCAUCUCCUGCCAGAAGUACUAAGAGUUCAUGGAAGUUCCUGCUGCCCACAACUCUUGGUUGGCUUAUACAGCUGGGAUAUAUUAACAUACUUAUGUUUUAGAAAUUUGAUGUAUUUGGUCAUUCACAUUAGUACUUUUUGGAUUUCCCAGAAUUAUUUUAUCCUUCAUGGAUGACAAUUACGUGUAUAUACAACCCAGGAUGACCAAAAUCAUAGGACUGGCUUUUGUUGUCAUAUGUGCUCUUUCCUUAUGGUCUUCACUUCUCAGAACUGGCCUGGGCUGUGAACUUGAUCAGACCCGAGUUACUAGGUCCUCAGUGCCCUUAGAGCAUUGUGGCACAGAGCAUGAAGUCCUAGCUCUGGGGAUGGAUAAAUGGCCUAGGAAACAAGGGCAUCACCUGGGACCAUGCUUGGCUAAGUCAGGUGGGUGAGCCAGUCAGGAGAGCACCUUUCCUGGUCCGAGGAGGAGCACAAGGAAAGUGCCUUGUGAGUUCCAGGACUAGCAGUGCACAUGCUCUAAAAAAAUACUAGGCCCAGGAAGGAAAGCAUGUUGAAGAAUGGAGGCAUAUUUGACCUUUAGAAGAGAUGGCUUACGAGAACCACUCUCUCUGUGUCUGCUAUGGCUCGGGUGAUCAGAUAACUCAUGGUCCAAACUAAGACACCCCGAAAAAAGGGAGCUUGAAUUAGAAUGAUGCCAGGACAACAGGUAUAAACUGGGACUGCCCUGGACCUAUGGUCACCUUGACUGUGGCUGUUUAAAAGAUUUGUCUUUCAUCUGACCACUAACCAAUAAAAACCUCUGGUUAGAACCUGCAUCUGCUGUUUCCCACGGAGCCAAGGAGCUGGGCUGUGGUUUUUUCAACGUCUUGGCCACCUAAAAACUCCAAAUCUAGGGUAAAAAAAAAUAAACCAGCUCUAUUUACUUUUGUCCUAAGAACCAGGCCCCUAGGGGCAUACUGAGGAACCAAACCAUACCUGCUCACAGAGAACUACUCUAACCAAAGUCUCUUCUAUCCAGCCCUUCCCAGCCUUAAAUAUGACAAGCUCGGCCACAGGGAAGACAGCGGUAGUUUUUCCAAACCAGCUGUGAGCCCUUCCUACCCACCCCCCACCCCCAGGCUCUCAGGACAAAUGGAAUGAAUGGUAUAGGAAAACACUUGUAGGUAAGAAAUGUUUUUUCCCCUUUUAUAGGAAAAAAGUACACAGUAGUGUUGAAACAGUUCAAGUUUAA
This is a messenger RNA of Enhydra lutris kenyoni (northern sea otter), 4801 nucleotides long. RefSeq names its product RIC3 acetylcholine receptor chaperone. NCBI's taxonomy places the organism in Eukaryota, Metazoa, Chordata, Mammalia, Carnivora, Mustelidae. The transcript is spliced from 6 exons. The record is from RefSeq and is a predicted model, not a curated record. The coding region runs from base 1 to 1140 and encodes 379 amino acids. Gene Ontology annotation, cellular component: neuronal cell body; intracellular membrane-bounded organelle; neuron projection. Gene Ontology annotation, biological process: synaptic transmission, cholinergic; protein localization to cell surface.